Molecule: messenger RNA, 1575 nt
Organism: Penicillium malachiteum
Lineage: Eukaryota; Fungi; Ascomycota; Eurotiomycetes; Eurotiales; Aspergillaceae
Exons: 3
Coding region: 1-1575 (524 amino acids)
Biological process (GO): DNA-templated transcription; regulation of transcription by RNA polymerase II
Cellular component (GO): chromatin
Molecular function (GO): DNA-binding transcription factor activity, RNA polymerase II-specific; zinc ion binding; RNA polymerase II cis-regulatory region sequence-specific DNA binding
Source: RefSeq, a predicted model, not a curated record
AUGAUCGAUACAUCUGGUUUUACGGAAUCCUUUGGUGAUACAGGAGCUUCUGGAGAGCUCUUUGAUGACUCAUUUUUACAUCUUCAAGAGAUUGCAACCUUUAUGGACUCGGCUGGAUUGCUCACAACGCAUCUCAAUUUUGAUUCUGAGGAGAUCAAUCAUUUAUCAAUAGAGCAGAUUCCCGAAUAUCACCACAGAUUGGACAGCGAGCCAGAGCUUGAUCCUGAUCACCAAAUCGAUGAACAUCACUCUGGAACUCCUUUUCGAUCUUGGCUCCCAUCCGCUCCUUUGGGUGACUCUAGCACUGCAACCGUGAAAGACUUCCAUUCACCACAUCAUCCCCGAUCAACCAGUCCUUUUUUCAAUAUCUCCCAAGCGCGACAUUCUCAUAUUGUAUCUCUGCUUUCAAAAUGCCAAGACAAAAUUCCCACUUUCAUUCUACCCUCUCGCCACGCAUUAACUCGGUACCUUACUUCGUUUUGGGAAACAUUUCAUCCUCAAAUGCCCUUUAUUCACUUGCCCACAGCGAACUUCGCCGAUUUUUCUCUCGAAGAGAUUCUCGGCUAUUCUUCUAUGGGAGCACAAUACAGAUUUGAACAUCGAGCGGCGGAAAGCUUGUUUUUUGCCGGUCAAGCAUUGGUCCUGGAAAAAGUCACAAAUAUCAGAAACGAAGUCACCACUAACACCUCAUACUUGCAAAAACCUGGAAAUCCAAGCCUUCCCCCCAGCCAAUGGUCUAUCGAUAGCCAAAUUCCAUUUUCGACCCCCAUAUCGGAGCAUGGCCAGAGUUCUCCAAAAAAGGAAUUGUUCCGUCAAAAUACCCUAGUUGGGAUCUUACGCGCAUCACUAACAUUAAUGGCAUAUUCGGCCUGGGAAUCAUCUAGUCUAGUACAAGAGUCUAUGAGACUACGAAUUAUAGUUAUUGAAUGCCUAGAAAAGCUCGGUAUGCGAGAAGCCAGUAUCCGCCCAACUUCUGGUACCUGGGUGGGCUGGGCAAGGGCCGAAAGUUGCCGCCGGGCGCAACUUGUUGCUUAUUGUUUUGUGCACACAUUAGGCCUCGCCUAUAACCACCCACCUGCUAUAAUGGCAAGGAAUAUACUCCUCCUACUGCCCUGUGAUUCAACAGAAUGGGAAUCUGCGACACAAGAAGAAUGGGAAUCCCGACAUGCAACAUCUAUACCGCAGAUGUCUUACAAAGAAGCUCUAUCCUUGCUUUUGAGGAAUCGAUAUAAGUCGCCUGAAAGGCCUGUUCUUACACCUCUAGGUAGCUACAUGGUAUUGCAUGGGCUCAUCCAGCAUAUCUAUUUCCUGCGAGAGUUGUCGGAGCUCAAAACUUCAAUUUGGCAAGCGACUCAAGAAUCGACUCUUAACCCUCGAAAUGAGACAGGACUCAUAUCCUUCACAUCGAGCGCUCUUCUUGGAAUAGCUUAUAUUCGUCUCCAUCUUGAUACUGGGCCUCAUCGACAACUCGAAACACGCAACCCGGAAUUGAUUGCCCAUUCACUCUGCAACUUACCCACGCUUCAACGCAGCCCUGUUUUGAUUCCUCGCUUCUUUAUGCCGUUCACGCUUUAA